Messenger RNA from Arachis duranensis, 1352 nucleotides. RefSeq names its product caffeoylshikimate esterase. Gene Ontology annotation, molecular function: lipase activity. The record is from RefSeq and is a predicted model, not a curated record. NCBI's taxonomy places the organism in Eukaryota, Viridiplantae, Streptophyta, Magnoliopsida, Fabales, Fabaceae. Bases 144 to 1136 code for a protein of 330 amino acids. Gene Ontology annotation, cellular component: membrane. The transcript has a single exon.
AUGUUGGUAGUUCAUUUGAAUAAAUUUUAGUACCAACAAUAUCAAUUGAUAAUAAAUAGUGAAGGAGAGUGAAAUAACAAAAGACAGAGUCUAAUCCAAACUCCAAAGUGAGUCUGCGAGACGGAGGGCGCAUUUUAGCGACGAUGGUGCACCCAGUAGCGGAAGCUAACGAGCGCAGCCCCUUUGGUGACUUAACAGCGGACGAGUUCUACGCACGCCACUCAGUGAGUCACGGCUCCGAGUUCAUCACAAACCCUAGGGGCCUCAAGCUCUUCACUCAGUGGUGGCUCCCGCUACCCCCCGCAACCGUCACCGGAACCAUCGCUCUCGUUCACGGAUAUACCGGCGAAUCCAGCUGGUUCCUCCAGCUCACCGCCAUCUACUUCGCCAAGGCCGGAUUCGCCACCUGCGCCAUUGACCAUCAGGGCCACGGCUUCUCCGACGGCCUCAUCGCCCACAUCCCUGACAUCAACCCCGUCGUCGACGACUGCAUCGCCUUCUUCGACGAAUUCCGCUCUCGCUUCGAUCCUUCUCUUCCUUCCUUCCUCUACUCCGAAUCCCUCGGCGGCGCAAUCGCGCUAUUAAUCACUCUCCGCCUCCGCGACUCGCCGGAAAAUGUCUCAUCCGGGAAGCCGUGGAACGGUCUGAUUCUUAACGGCGCCAUGUGCGGGAUCAGCGAGAAGUUCAAGCCACCGUGGCCAUUGGAACAUUUCCUUUCUAUAGCUGCGGCGAUAAUCCCUACGUGGCGCGUGGUUCCAACGCGCGGAUCGAUCCCGGACGUUUCCUUCAAAGUGGAGUGGAAGCGGAAGCUGGCGCUGGCGAGCCCGCGGAGGAAGGUGGCCCGUCCCCGAGCUUCGACGGCGCAGGAGCUGCUGCGGAUAUGCAGGGAGCUUCAGGGAAGGUUCGAAGAGGUUGAGGUGCCGUUUCUGGUGGUUCACGGCGGGGACGACGUUGUUUGCGACCCGGCUUGCGUGGAGGAGCUUUACGCGCGUGCCGCGAGUAAGGAUAAGACGCUGAAGGUGUAUCCUGGAAUGUGGCACCAGCUGGUUGGGGAGCCAGAGGAGAGCGUGGAGCUUGUGUUUGGCGAUAUGCUUGAGUGGCUUCGUGCACGCUCGGCCGUUGACGGUGGCGCGUAAGUGCACGUGUUGUUUAGUGAAUCUGUUAUAUGUUGUAACAAACUUAUCUGAUGUGUAUAUGACGAUGAUGAUAAUGUUGGUUGGUUCAUGCUUAUAAUUUGGACUUUAAUAAAAUUGAUGAGGCUUCAACCAACCAAUAGUUUAUGUAUUUUGGAUUAGUUUUGCGAAAAUGAAAGAAUUGUAAUAGGUUUAAAUAAUAUUCUUACUAUUCUUUUA